UUUCCGUAGGGAAGGCUUAGGAAGAUGGCCCAGCCUCCGGACGUCCGGCUCCGGUCGUCUGCUUCGGCGAGUCGUAGUCGUAGUCGCUAUGGAGGAGCCGGAGAUGCAGCUCAAGGGGAAGAAAGUCACAGACAAGUUCACUGAGAGCAUCUAUGUCCUGGCCAACGAGCCAUCCGUGGCGCUGUACCGGCUGCAGGAACAUGUGCGCCGCUCCCUGCCAGAGCUGGCACAGCACAAGGCCGACAUGCAGCGGUGGGAGGAGCAGAGCCAGGGAGCCAUCUACACCGUGGAGUAUGCCUGCAGUGCUGUGAAGAACCUGGUUGACAGCGGUGUCUACUUCCGCAGCGUUGAGGGUCUGCUCAAGCAGGCCAUCAGCAUCCGGGAUCACAUGAACGCCACUGCCCAGGGCCACAGGUAGCACCUGGGCUGCCCUGCUCAGCGCCUCGCUGUGAGGACGUCUCUCAGCUCUGCCAGGAGCUGCCGCUUCUUGCUCAGUAGAAAACUUUCUUUCCUUGUCCAGUGGCGGCUGGUGGCUUCCUCUCAUCCUUUGGCAUCUGUAGCAGGAGAGUUGAGUCGCUCGGCACCAGAUCCUGGGGUCUGCUGUGUGCUGUGCUGGGCUAGGCGCUGAGGACACAGGGUGGCCGAGACAGGCAGGUUCAGGGAGACACAGCAGCUAGAUAAACAUGAAACGUUCAAGAGCGUUUCCGGCAUACUGCCAGGACGCAAAGUGACUUGGGGCCUCUCUGAGGAGGUGGCCUGAGCAACAGGCAGACAGAUGACCAGGGAAUGGAGUUCCAGGAGUGGGUGUGGUGAGGGCGGGUGCCCAGGGCUGGACUUGCAGGGCUUGUUCGAGAAACAUGGAGGAGGCUGGUAUGGCCCCAGUCGGUGAGCCGGGGGUAGGGGCCGGGGUACCAGAGCUACAGGAAGCUUUGAGCCCAGGACCAGAUGAUCUGAAAAUGAAAAGCACUCAGUUCUUGCAUGCUAGGGACAGAGUUUUUGGAGAAGUAGCCCUUUUUUGUUGCUUUCAUUAUAACUUAAUAAACACACAUAUGAACACACACA
Carlito syrichta (Philippine tarsier) is the source of this 1062-nucleotide messenger RNA. It is a transcript of the gene BORCS8, whose product is annotated as BLOC-1 related complex subunit 8. The record is from RefSeq and is a predicted model, not a curated record. The coding region runs from base 89 to 418 and encodes 109 amino acids. The transcript has 4 exons. NCBI's taxonomy places the organism in Eukaryota, Metazoa, Chordata, Mammalia, Primates, Tarsiidae. Gene Ontology annotation, cellular component: BORC complex.